AUAUUCUCUUCACUUUUUGGUACAUCCCCGGAAUAUCUGUAUCCCGCCCACUGGGGGCUGGAGCUCCGUCGGAAGCCUAUCUUUGUUACACACCGAUCAUCGUGUGAGAAAACAUGGGGAGGACGUGGAAAGAAGCAUAAUUGAUCGAGGCUUUUCGUCUUUUGCCUGACAUUUGUGGCGAUGGCUAAGCAGUACGAUGUGCUCUUCAGACUGCUGCUUCUCGGAGAUUCUGGGGUUGGGAAAACGUGUUUGUUGUGCAGGUUCACGGACAACGAGUUUCACCCGUCUCACAUCUCCACCAUCGGUGUUGAUUUCAAAAUGAAGACACUAAUAAUAGAUGGUAUCAAAGUGCGAAUUCAGAUAUGGGACACUGCAGGCCAGGAACGCUACCAGACGAUCACCAAGCAGUAUUACAGACGUGCACAGGGCAUUUUUCUGGUUUAUGACAUUACAAGUGAGCGGUCUUUCCAGCAAAUCAUGAAGUGGGCGAGUGAUGUGGAUGAGUAUGCACCUGACAAGGUCCAGAAGAUCCUUGUAGGGAAUAAAUCAGAUGAAGUGGACAAGAGGCAGGUAGCCACUGAACAAGGUAGAAAGCUGGCCAAAGCUUAUGGAAUGAACUUCUUUGAGACAAGUGCCUUCACCAACCACAAUAUAACAGAGACUUUCACAAGACUCGCUGAGCAGGUGCUGGCAGCCAAUAGAAAGGACCUAGACCUUCUUCGGAUGUCCAUUCAUGAUGAGCUUAACCUCGCUGCUCUGGAUGAUGGACUUUGUGACACUCUGAUGUCUAGCCAGCACAAAGACUGCUGGUGUUGAAGGAAUAACAAAUCAUUAAUCGUUCUCCGACACUCAUAUGUCUACAUUUACAGUAUCUAUUUAGAGGCAUGACUCACUACAAAUGUGGAACCAGCUGUUUUCAUCUACUGCUUUAGUGUAUUCAGCACAUUUGUUUAACUUGACUUUAAAGUUGGUCAUAACUCAUCAAAUCCAUUCACUGAAGUUACCACAAGAGGGUGCUAUAACCAUUGCAAAAACAGCAGCCACAAAGAAUUUGUUCAUUUGUGCCAGAUGAGAACAGUUUUAUUCUCUGUUCUGUUCAUAAUUGCAGGAGCAAUUGGUACCUUUAACUUGGAUUAUGUAUUUUACUUUUCUAUUGCAUUCACAUAAAGGUUGGUAG
Messenger RNA from Thalassophryne amazonica, 1177 nucleotides. It is a transcript of the gene rab15, whose product is annotated as RAB15, member RAS oncogene family. Gene Ontology annotation, biological process: Rab protein signal transduction. The record is from RefSeq and is a predicted model, not a curated record. The transcript has 7 exons. The coding region runs from base 181 to 816 and encodes 211 amino acids. Gene Ontology annotation, molecular function: GTPase activity; GTP binding. Lineage: Eukaryota; Metazoa; Chordata; Actinopteri; Batrachoidiformes; Batrachoididae.